Messenger RNA from Silurus meridionalis, 1357 nucleotides. RefSeq lists its product as uncharacterized. NCBI's taxonomy places the organism in Eukaryota, Metazoa, Chordata, Actinopteri, Siluriformes, Siluridae. The record is from RefSeq and is a predicted model, not a curated record. The transcript has 8 exons. The coding region runs from base 128 to 697 and encodes 189 amino acids.
GUUUUUGUUACCUGUUGAAACCAAGUGUUUGUAUUUUGCAAAUUCUCUCACACCAAAUUACAGGAAAGAAGAGUAAGUGAAAGACUGUAAUCCUCCUGGAGCCACAAGAACUUUAAGCCAAGUCAAAAUGAACUACAAAAACAUUCUGCAAAAAGCUAAUAGAAAGAAGACUGAAGCCCAUCUAACUGGCGGGGGUCCACCACCACCUCCCCUCACCCCAUCUGAGGAGCUGGCUCUGUCCCUUAAUAAAGGGCGACCAGUGGUUACUGGCAUUCCAGGGGGCAGUUCAUCACACACACCAUGCACCACAAGUGAUGGUGAAAAAAUGGUGAAAUAUACUGAUGGACGUAUUGUAUUAUUGGACCCUCCAGAAAGAACACAGUCUGUCACAGUUGAUGAAGUUGAUGACGAUGAAGAGACCACAUCUGCUGUGACAGAAGUGGACAAUGCUGGUAGAUCCACUGAGUACAUACCUAGGGAUUUGCCCACAGAUGAGGGUCCUUCAACCUCAGCACACAAUCUAAGCAGGUUGCCAGCAAAGGAGCUGUAUAAGGUCCAUCUUCAAAAACAAAUAAGAAAAUGUAACAUGGAGAUGGACCUUAUACCGCUUCAAAUGGAAGAGAAAAGACUCCUCAUUAAAAAAGCAGCACUUGAAAUUGAAUUACUGGAGCAUCGCUUAAAGGGAAUAAAGAAAUAAACUGCCUGGCAGACCAGUGCAAAAAAAAUAAAAUAAAAGUAAUUUUGACAGAUCCCGCCUCUAAAAUCUGUAGGUGUUUCCCGGACCCCACGCAGACACUGAAACCGAGAUUUGAGGAUCCCUAUAGUCAUCUCCACCUUGGCCCGUGUUCGGCUGUGAGCCAGGUUAAACCGUGUCUGUGGUCCAUGCUCAGGUUCAGGGUAGGGUCAUUAAAUAGGGCAGACGAGGGUAGCCUCUGUCCCCCAGCAAGUAAUCAUUGUACUGUCCUGUAAUGAUUGAAGUGUACAACACAAAUAUAGUAAAAAGAAAAAAAAGAACAAUUGUCUAAAGCAAAACAUACCCUGCUGAAAUGUCUGGCAUAAUGAUGACUCGUUGAAAAUUCUGGCAUCAUGCACAGAUCCUGGCUAUUUUGCCUCGAAAUUGGUAAUGAUUUGGGUUGCCUCACAUAUUACCUAGUUAGUGGAAAAAGUAAUGACUUUAAUGAUUUUAAGAAGGGAAAAAAUAAAGUUGUUACCUGCACAUUGAUGCUAUGAAUAGAUUUCCUAUUAACAUAGUCUCCCUUAUUUAUUGGUGGAGCUUUAAUAGGAAUGUGAGUGCCAUCAAUGCACCCAAUUACAUUUGGAAACCCUGAAACAGAAAGUUAUGGAAGUAUGAAGUGUG